Rhodamnia argentea is the source of this 2386-nucleotide messenger RNA. RefSeq lists its product as uncharacterized. Bases 400 to 2181 code for a protein of 593 amino acids. The record is from RefSeq and is a predicted model, not a curated record. NCBI's taxonomy places the organism in Eukaryota, Viridiplantae, Streptophyta, Magnoliopsida, Myrtales, Myrtaceae. The transcript is spliced from 11 exons.
CCAAAAAGGAAAAGGUUUGUUCUUUCCUUAUCAAGUCGUCUUGAACUCACUGCUUCUAGUUGUGGUAACCAUUCCAGAAAAGAAAAUGGCAUUGGAAAGGGAGAAGGAUGUCAACUGUUUGAUGUGCUGAUUCUCUGUUGACAGCAACUGCUGUUGCUCUGCCUCCCCACCAGAUUUUUCCUGUGAAUCUGAAUUCUCAAUUCAAGGUUCACGUGCUUGCUUCUCGAUCAAGAACUUCUUCGUUCAUUCAGAGCGAAGCAAAUCCAGGUUUCCGCGUAAUCUCCUUAUCUUGGGCUCGGGAAUCUGCCUUUUGCUUUCUUGGGAGCUUGGGAUUAAGUGGCGGGAUAGGUUCUGAAUGAUUUGCAUAAAAAUUGUACGGGAGUGUUGAGUAGGAGGAACAUGGAGCCUCCAAGGGGAGUUCUUACUUCUCUAUGGCAUUUCAUUUGCUUCUUGCCUUACUUCACUGGGCUUUUACUGCUGGGCACUAUUAAAGGUAUCAUUUUCUGCCCUUUGGCAUGUCUAAUCUUGACUGUCGGAAAUUCUGGUAUCACAUUGGGUCUUUGGCCAGUGCAUGCCUUCUGGACAUGCUAUUCUGUUUUUAGAGCUCAACAAUUAGGCCCCAUCCUGAAGCUCAUUAUCUUCAUAUGCAUACCUGCUCCCUUAAUUGUGUGGCCGGUAGUCGCCAUUGCUGGAAGUUUCAUAGGUGGAGCUGCAUAUGGCUUUUUCUCACCAAUAUUUGCCACUUUUGAAGCAAUUGGAGAAGGAAAGGACAAUAAAUGUUUCCACUGCUUUCAUGAUGGAACUUGGAGCACCAUACAAGGGAGCUUCACAAUUGUCAGAGACUUUUGGGAUUGUUGCUUCCAUUCCUACUUCUCGCUUAUGGAUGACCUGCGGCAUCAAGAACCUCCAGAAAGGAAAUACCAUGAGAUUAGAGUGUUAUAUCUUCCAGGUGCUAUUCUAGCUGGAGUGAUCGGCUUCAUGGUUGACAUGCCUAUGAUUUCAGUAAUUGCAAUGUGCAAAAGCCCUUACAUGCUCUUCAAGGGUUGGCAUCGUCUCUUCCAUGAUCUCAUUGGUCGUGAAGGCCCUUUCCUGGAAACAAUAUGUGUUCCAUUUGCGGGCCUAGCUAUCAUACUCUGGCCAAUGGCUGUUGUUGGAGCACUCUUGGGAUCCAUUGUGUCAAGUAUGUUUCUCGGUGCCUAUGCUGGGGUUGUUGCUUAUCAGGAAUCUUCAUUGUGGUUGGGGCUUUGCUACAUUAUUGCAUCCCUGUCCUUUUAUGAUGAGUACAGCAAUGACGUUCUUGAUAUGCCAGAAGGGUCCUUGUUUCCUAGACCGAACUAUAGGAGGAAUCCCCAGCUAGCAAGGACCAGCUCUUUCGUGACUUCUCUCGCUGGGUCCAGUUCUACUAGGAAUCCUCCAUCUCGCACAGUUUCAUUUAAAAGUGCUGUGGUCGAUUUGAAGCCACUGGAGUUGCUUCGUUACAUAUUCAAAGAGAUUCAACGCCAUGGAGAGCGCAUGGUCUCUGAAGGACUGAUAACAUCCCAAGACAUUGAAGAUGCAAAGUCGGAUGGUGGCAGCCGAGUGCUGAGCACAGGUUUGCCAGCUUACUGCAUUUUCCAAACACUCUUGCGAUCAGCGAAAGCUAAUUCUGCAGGAAUCUUGCUGUGUGACGGUGCAGGCGAAGAUGUUAUCGAACUGACUGUUACGAACAGACCCAAAGAUGUCUUCUUCGAUUGGUUUCUGAAUCCCCUCUUGAUCAUCAAAGACCAGGUCAAAGCUGAAAACCUUACGACCGACGAAGAUGACUAUUUAGGCAAGCUUGUCUUGUUAAGUGGCGAUCCUGCAAGGUUAAGAAAUUCAUCAGUUGGUUCGCCUCCGGAAUCCGAGCUCAAAAGAGCUGAACUUGACGGAUUAGCUCGAAGGCUUCGAGGAAUUACCAAGUCAAUUUCAAGGUAUCCUACUUUUAGGCGUCAUUUCGACAAUCUCGUGGACAUUUUGUCUGAAGAUCUUGCAAAGAAGGAUUUCGGCAGCAAAUCGACUAAAUUCGAGCUGCGAAAGCUUACAAAGUCGAGGAGCCUAUUUGUCGGUUUACUCAGCCAGAAGUCCUUCAAGAGCAAAACAAAGGACACGGGUUCCUGUCAAGAGCCGGAACAGGCCGCUGCGCGAGAUAUCGAAGUGGUGUGACUGCACAUUCUAGGUCUCUACUUCCCUUAAGAUGUACAUCAUCCUUCUGUAAAUUGCUUAUUCUUCUGUCUUUACUUAUUUUGUUCCCACGAUACGAUAUGAAUUUAAGUUUCUGUGUCAUGUAAACCAAAAAGAACAAUCUGUUGUGAUCAAAACAAAAGAGGGGUUUUACAUAUUGAAAGACAUUUUUUUUUCUUCUGUUUAA